This is a messenger RNA of Cryptococcus deneoformans JEC21, 2541 nucleotides long. RefSeq names its product expressed protein. The record is from RefSeq and is a predicted model, not a curated record. The transcript has 8 exons. Gene Ontology annotation, molecular function: protein binding. Lineage: Eukaryota; Fungi; Basidiomycota; Tremellomycetes; Tremellales; Cryptococcaceae. Bases 87 to 2396 code for a protein of 769 amino acids.
CUGUAUCUCCAUCGCCAGUCCUGUUUCCACCUGCAAGCCUACGAACUUGCCCCUACUCUUCUGAAAGCAUAACUCCGAAGAGUGACAUGGCCAGAGAUCCACCAUCCAGCUUGGGCUCCACGGAGCUUCGUGAUAUCUCAUUCACGCCGACAGCAAUACGCCCAGCUAAGAUCACUAUAAUCCAUCCCCAACUACGAGAUCUGAUUUUGCCUCUAUCUCGUGGCCGAGUGCUCUAUCCAAGGGGGCUUAAUAUUGACGAGAUCAGAUGGUUUCCAAAUGAUGAGGAUGGUGAUUCAGCCUCCAAAUCAAAUGGUGAUGGAACUACAAGGACCGUGUUCAAGCUGGAUUUUGCAGCCAAUUGUGUCGUGAGCAACUCGAACAUGUUCGCUUGUGGUGGACAGCACGGGGAACUCUUUGUCAGCAGCAUUCCUCAACCAAAUGCCUAUAUUCCAGAACGUUUCCAUGUCGCCCCAAAAAUCAAACCCUUCAAGAUAUCGACAAAUCUUCCUCAUAGCCGCUCGAUCAACAAUUCUAUCAUAAUUCCUCCCUCAUGGCCUAAAGAGUGGACUCGCCAGUCAGUAGAAAGGAAGAUUGGGUAUGUAGGGCGCGGUUCUCGAUCUUGGGAGGAGAUUGAAAGGGGUGACAGCAUCACUGGGAAAGCAGAAAGAGGAGAGUGGGUGACUCGAAAGGUCCGAUCGAGAAAUGACGCGCAUACAUGCUCUGAAAACGGGGAUGAAGAAGCCUAUACUCCCCCUGAUGGCGAUGAUGAAGACGAUGAUAUGUACGAUUUCGAAAAGGACAACCUUUCAUCUUCCCCUGCAACAUAUCCCAAUACAUUACCCAUCCGAUAUGUCAGCUCCCACCUUCCGACCAUUUUCAGUCGGAAAUCCGGAACCAAAGAUAAAUUGAAGCGACGUCAAUACACGGAAGAACCGAGGCUGGUAAUCUCAAACAAUGACCGCACUGUCAAGUUCUUUUCGCUCCCUCUGCAGAACGAGGAUGCGCAUCAAGCAGUUGAGGAGGGUUAUCCGCACUAUGGAAUUCCUUCUCUCGCUCGAUUCCCACAUCCAGUGAACUUUCGCCCCAGUGUGUUACCAUUGGAGGAGUUAAUGGAGUUGAAUGGCCCACCCCUCGAUUUUCCAGAUACCUUGCGGUUUGAGACCGGUAUAAGGGAAGUAGACCUUGGUAUAUCAGAUGACGGUAGGCCCAGUUUAGCCUUGUAUGAUGUGGUUGCCACCGAGUAUGCUACCAACAUAUUGGGCGGUGACCAGAACCGCUUGGCGAGGCAGAUAUUGGAGGGUUAUAGAGAUAGGGAGCUGGCUAGGGGAGGGAGGGGAUUGGGCCGCACGGAACAGCGCCAGCUAGUCCGAGAGGACAGUUUUGGAGAGCUUGUGGAUUACUCAAGGCAUAGAAGAUACAGAAAUAUCGUGGGAAACUCUUCUUCACAUCAAUCACCCGAGCAGCAAUCAAGAGGUUGGACCAGGAUUACAAGCAGAGCUAGAGAUGACGAAGACGACGAAAUCGAAGACGGACUACGUUGGCCGCCAGAAGACUAUAGCCAAAAGGAGACGAGAACUCUACGUACCAUAUGCUCUACUCAGUUCGAUGUGGCCGCCAAUCAUUCGUCUCUAUCCCCCGACUUGCGUUACCUAGUCUCUGUGGGCGACUCUACAGAUGUCAACUUAUUCGAAGUCAUUAAUGAAGGAAGAGAUCUACGAAAGAUUGCAGUAUAUAACGCUGCCACAGAUGCGGGGUUUUCGAGCGCUUGGAGUAAGGAUGGACGCAAGUUUGCGGUGGCAAGUCAAGAUGGCCAGGUGACUGUAUGGGACCAUCGUUCUUCUCGGCCACUUGCAAUAUUCCAGACAUCCCCAUCUUCCAUUCAUUCAUCUCCUUCAUUUAUGCACGACAUCUCCGCCACUCAUCGUGGGGGUAAUACGGCAUCUCCUGGAUCACCUCACUCUUCGGGAUCGGGAAAUUGGGAAAGAUGGGAAAGCGCUACCGGAAGCGAGAUGAUUCUGAGAGACCCAGUGACAGGAAUACCAAGGACCGGUAGCAGCACUUCAGGAAAAGAGGCAGCUAGAGUUGUCAAAUUCAGUCCAGAAGGAAGUAGUCGGGAUCUGUUGGUGUUUACCGAAGAAGAGUCCAACAUACAUAUCAUUGAUGCUCGGACAUUGACGACACAUGUUGUUGUCCCUGUGCCGCAUGUACCAAACGCGACGACCAAUCCUGAAGUUCUUCGCAGGCCUCGAAAAGGUGUUGAGGGUGGCACUUGGGGUAUAUCUGGCGUCGCAUUUGAUCCCACUGGUGAUUUCUUGUACUCAGGGACGGAGAGCACUGUGGUGGAAUGGGAUAUCAGAAGACUAGGAAAUCAUGGAGGCACAUGGUCCAUGAGAUGAGAUGGUGGAGUGGAUAAUAAGGCAGCGAAUCUUGUAUAAUGCCCUUGAGUUGUCAAGCCAGACGGCGGGAUUGUAGAAUUAUUGUUGUGUAUCAUUGUGGCUGUUGUUGUGGACUUAAAGAAGGAUGAUAAUGAAUACAGUCGAC